AUGGAACAACCAUCUCCUUCUGAUCUCGUUUUCACAGUUAGAAGACAGAAGCCUGAGCUUAUAUCGCCGGCGAAGCCUACUCCUCGUGAACUCAAGCCUUUGUCUGACAUAGAUGGCAGAGAUUUCAUACGUAUUCAAACUCCGUUCAUUCAUUUUUAUCGUUCUGAAGCUUCAAUGGCAGGGAAGGACCCAGUCAAAGUCAUCAGGGAAGCAUUGGCUCAAACACUUGUGUUUUACUAUCCAUUUGCAGGAAGAAUCAGGGAAGGUGAAGAUCACAAACUAAUGGUGGAUUGUAAUGAAGAAGGUGUUAUGUUCAUUGAGGCCGAUGCUGACGUCACUCUUCAACAGUUUGGCAAUGAUCUUCAACCUCCAUUUCCAUGCUUUGGAGACCUUCUUUAUUCUUCUCCUGCUUCUGAUCAAAUCCUUCGCUGUCCCAUCUUGCUUGUUCAGGUGACACGCCUGAAGUGUGGUGGUUUCAUCUUUGCUCUUCGCAUGAAUCAUUGUCUAUGUGAUGGAUAUGGUAUAGUCCAAUUCAUGAACGCCCUUGCUGAAUUAGCUAAAGGCGCAUCUGAACCCUCCAUUCAACCAGUGUGGCAUAGAGAACUUCUAAAUGCGAGAGACCCACCACGUGUUACUUGCACUCAUCAUGAGUACGAUGAAGAAGGAAUCGAAACCACGACAAAACCCUACACAAACAUUGUUCUUCGAUCUUUCUUCUUCGGACCAACUGAGAUUUCUUCCCUCCGUAGAUUACUCCCCGACCACCUUCGUCAAUCCUCCUCAUCAUUUGAGGUUGUUACAGCAUGCCUUUGGCUUUGUCGAACAAGAGCUUUACAACUAGAUCCACACAAAGAUGCUCGCAUGAUGGUGGUCGUCAAUGCACGUUUUGGACAUAACAGACUAAAUCCUCCAUUACCAAAAGGUUAUUAUGGCAAUGCUUCUGUGUUUCCUGCUGCAGUUUCAACUGUUGGUGAGCUUUGUGAGAGUCCAUUAAGGUAUGCUUUGGAGUUAGUGAAGAAAGCAAAGGCUGAAGUGAAUGAUGAGUAUUUUCACUCUGUGAUUGAUUUGGUAGCCACUAGACGACCGACAUGUUUUUUAACAGUAAGAUCAUGUAUGGUAUCAGAUUUGAGCAGACUUGGAUUCAGAGAUGUUGACUUUGGGUGGGGCAAGGCAGUAUAUGCUGGUCCUGCAAAGAGUGGAGUUCAAACAUUUCCAGGAGUAACUUUCUACAUUGGACACAGAAAUUGUAAAGGAGAGGAAGGUAGGGUGGGGCUUGUUUGCUUGCCACUUGAAUGCAUGGAGAGGUUUGCCAAAGAGUUGGAUCAUUUGCUUGGUGGUGUUCGAAUUAGCUUAUUUUGA
Messenger RNA from Neltuma alba, 1359 nucleotides. RefSeq names its product benzyl alcohol O-benzoyltransferase-like. The transcript is spliced from 2 exons. The record is from RefSeq and is a predicted model, not a curated record. NCBI's taxonomy places the organism in Eukaryota, Viridiplantae, Streptophyta, Magnoliopsida, Fabales, Fabaceae. The coding region runs from base 1 to 1359 and encodes 452 amino acids.